Molecule: messenger RNA, 1690 nt
Organism: Lepus europaeus (European hare)
Lineage: Eukaryota; Metazoa; Chordata; Mammalia; Lagomorpha; Leporidae
Gene: LDLRAD4
Product: low density lipoprotein receptor class A domain containing 4
Exons: 7
Coding region: 634-1557 (307 amino acids)
Biological process (GO): negative regulation of transforming growth factor beta receptor signaling pathway
Cellular component (GO): early endosome membrane; Golgi membrane
Molecular function (GO): R-SMAD binding
Source: RefSeq, a predicted model, not a curated record
GAAUAAACAGGAAGCGACGAGCGCUCGGCCGGGCCGGCACUGGCCUUGUCGCGGGGUCUGCUGCCCCGCACGGCCGCCAGGAGGCUUCCUCGGACCCCUGCGCGGUGCGCAGCCCGGAGUGGGGCUGGGGCGCGCCCUCUCCAGCUCCACGCUUGCGACCUCGGACCUCUCUGUCCGGUUGGGCGGAUUUCAAGCUCCGACAUCAGUCUUCCAGCCCUUUGAACGCAAAAGGAGAGGUGAAGUGCGGAGCGGCUGAUCAGACGCGGCGGGGCUGCCUGGGCGCUGUGACUGCCGAGGGUGCCGGCUGCCCCGGCGGCGGAAGAGGACCUCGUUCCGAGGUGGGGAGUAGGUCUCCGCGGGACAGCUUCUCCACGCCCCGGCUCGCCAUGGCCUCUACGCUCUGGCUGGACGGCUGACGGACUGUGUGCACCGCUGGACUGCGUGCCGUCCAGGUCCUGCCUGCUCGCAGGGCGCGGGAGCCGGGCACGCGGGCAUCCGAUGCUCCCCAGAGCCGGACUGGCAGAGCGAUGGACUUGCACAGGCUAAGAUGGAAGUGACCUGAGGCCUCGGCCAGGCGGGUCCCUCGCGAAGGACAGCUUGAGAGUCGGUGCACGGGCUUGUCUGGGGAGCAGUAUGCAGGAAGCUGGCUUUCAGGCCACAAAUGCUUUCACAGAGUGCAAAUUCACCUGCACCAGCGGUAAAUGCUUGUAUCUUGGUUCGCUGGUCUGUAACCAACAGAACGACUGUGGGGACAACAGUGAUGAAGAAAACUGUCUCCUGGUGACUGAGCAUCCACCUCCCGGCAUCUUCAACUCGGAACUGGAGUUUGCCCAGGUCAUCAUCAUUGUCGUGGUGGUCACGGUGAUGGUCGUGGUCAUCGUCUGCCUGCUGAAUCACUACAAAGUCUCCACGAGAUCCUUCAUCAACCGCCCAAGCCAGAGCAGGAGGCAGGAGGACGGGCUGCAGCCGGAAGGGUGCCUGUGGCCUUCAGACAGUGCCGUGCAACGGCCGGGGACCUCGGAGAUCAUGUAUGCCCCGCGGGCCAGGGACAGGUUCACUGCCCCGGCCUUCAUCCAGAGGGAUCGGUUCAGCCGCUUCCAGCCCACUUACCCAUAUGUGCAGCAAGAGAUCGACCUCCCUCCCACCAUCUCCCUGUCCGACGGUGAAGAGCCGCCUCCUUACCAGGGGCCCUGCACCCUGCAGCUCCGGGACCCUGAACAGCAGCUGGAACUCAACCGGGAGUCUGUGAGGGCCCCUCCCAACCGAACCAUAUUUGACAGUGAUUUGAUAGACAUCUCCAUGUACAACGGGGGCCCAUGCCCACCGAGCAGCAACUCGGGCAUCAGUGCAACCACGUGCAGCAGUCACGGGAGGCUAGAGGGGCCGCCCCCGCCCUACAGCGAGGUGGUGGGCCGCUGCCCGGGCGCCUCUUUCUUCCAUCACCAGCACGGCAGCAACACGCACAGGGGCAGCAGACUGCAGUUUCUGCAGAACAAUCCAGAGAGCACAAUAGAACCCACCAAAGGCAAGGACAGGAAGCCCGGGAACCUGGUCUGAUUGCUUCUGACAGUGCACUUGACUCGAGGACAAAGACACCGAGGCAGGAGGAGGCCGCGCGGGGCCCCUCCUGUGCACAGUGUUGUUCAGUUUUACGUGGUACAACUAAGUAAAACCAAAUGUGCAAACACGG